AUGCGUGAUCUAGAAACAAAAUUGGGUCCUGGACGAAUCGAAUUUUCACAAGAGGUCAGAUUGAAGAUGUCGUUGACCGAGAAGUUCAUACAAGUAGGUUACUUUUCAUUAAUUUCCUGUCAAUUCGACUGUUUUAUUAAUGUGUGCUGUUGUGACGGCAAAAUUUUGUUUUACUGGACAUUCCGGGAACCUUACUUGAUGCCGUUUUAUGGCAGUUUUUUUGACACAUGCCUACCAGGUAAAGAUAGCACAGAACUCGACCCAUGCCUUGGAUGCUCUGAGAAAUUAUCGAAUGUAAAACUGUUCAGACAGUGUAAUGCUAUCGAUAUAAAUUUAGCAUUAGGAGCCGAAACGUCAAACUGCGCCGUUUGCCAUUGCCGUCCGAUGUGGUGCGUGUCGUGUAUGGCUCGGAUAUUCCUCGCCAAGCAGGAUCAAUCUCGACCGGCUUCGUGGCUUGAAGGGACUUGCCCAUGUCCCACUUGCAGAGCAGUUUUCUGCAUUAUGGAUGUGGCACUGCUCUCUUAUUUCGAUGAAGAGAACUCGGACGAGUUGGGGAGUGAAGAAGAGUGA
Molecule: messenger RNA, 570 nt
Organism: Haemonchus placei
Lineage: Eukaryota; Metazoa; Nematoda; Chromadorea; Rhabditida; Trichostrongylidae
Source: the annotation of a GenBank genome assembly